AUGCAUUCACACGACGAAAUGGCGGCUGAAGGCACCGACGACGACACGUCCAUCGACUUGCUAAAGGACUUGCACUUCCUCAUCGCAACAGACGAGCAAGUGCAAGACGACUUUUCGUAUCUGUGUGACUUGCUCGACGAGACUGCAAGCGAACCCAUCGACGUGUCGUCCGGCAGCAAUGGCGACACAUCAGAAAUGGGCGGCGAGUGCGCAAGUGCAGCAGGCUUUGCCAAGCUGGACCUGCAGCACACCUCACCUACAAGCGAAGCUACCUCAAGCAUCGAACCGUCAAGUACGACGGCGAAGACGUCGUCCACAAAACGAAAGAACGUCGAGAAAGACAACAUCCCUCCAACAGGGGCACGAAAUCGUUUUCAAUACCGCCAGCGACAAGAGCUGAAAGCGCUCAAGGCGCAGGUCGAGGAGCUCAAGGCAAAGUUAGCGGCAGAGUCCUCCAAGUCCUCGUCUCGUCUGGCGGCAUUAAGCGAAGCGUCGCCUUGGGAGCAAGCCGCGCGCGAUGAACUCGUCGAGCGCAACCGCGCGCACGCGGAAAACAAGCAGCUCAAGGACGCGUUGGACGACCAGUCGACGUUUGUCGAUCAAAUGCAAAAGCUGUUCAAGAAGAAACCGCGUCUCAUGGCCGAGGAUCCCUCGUCGUUGGAGGAAUGGCAAGUCUACAAGCUGGCUGCCCAGCACUCGCUCCGCGUGGCGGCUAUCCACGCGAUUGCCGACCGGCAGUACCGGCGCAUGCAGAAUGCGUUCAUCCAAACGAGCUUGUUCAACAACUCGGAUGCUCAACCCAUCGUCAGUGGCGCCCCCAGCGUACUUCCCGACGGCAACAUCCUUCUCGAGUUCAAACGACAGUUUACCAUGCCAGUGCCGUUUCCUGUGGUUGGCGCUGCGUGUUGGAACGUGAUGAAAGUCCGAGACAUGCGCCCCGGAGUAGUUGAGAGUAUCGAAACGUUGGAUCGUCACACUGUGUACCAAAAGCUAGCCGAGACCGUGGGUGGAGUCACGUUGCACUCGAAUUCCAUUCGGAGGUAUUACAGCAAUACUAAACGAGAUGUGAUCGUGUGGCGGACGGUGCUCGAAGAUGCGUUGGUGCCACAUAUGGCGAGGGGAUCUGUCAACAAUGAAUGGGGAUGGUACGACCGUGUUUUGUGCAGUGAGAAGGUGAUGGAGUGA
Molecule: messenger RNA, 1185 nt
Organism: Aphanomyces astaci
Lineage: Eukaryota; Oomycota; Saprolegniomycetes; Saprolegniales; Verrucalvaceae
Exons: 3
Coding region: 1-1185 (394 amino acids)
Source: RefSeq, a predicted model, not a curated record